GGGCGUUUCAUAAAGUGAAAGGUUUUGUAAAAUGUUUUUUGGUGGAAAUCUUAAUAAAAGGCCUGAAGAACGGGACUGGUUCUAUAGCCCCAAAUUUCAGGAAACGCAAAAUAAAACAUCAGUAUGGAGAACUUUUAUUUCAAAAGUUGGAUGUUACUUUCGAAUGUUCUUCAGUACAUCUUCUAUUCACGGAUUGAAUCAUCUGGUGGCUAUCGGACGACAUUCGCUUGAAAUCACCCUCUGGAUGGGCGUGGUGUGCCUCUCCAUCUACGGCUCUGUCUACCUGUCCCUCUCCACGUGGCUGCGCUACCAGUCAUCUCCCACCAUCAUCUCCAUGGACCGGGACAUGUUCGCGUGGAACACCACCUUCCCCUGCGUCACCAUCUGUCCGGACAACAAGAUCGACCAGAGGAAGCUUAGGGCGUUUGUUGAAGAUUACGAUGCAACAGAAAGAGAGAAAUUGGAAGCAUUCAUAAUAGCCUUGGCCAAUACAACUUACGAAAAUCUCGAUUUACUUCCUGAGUUUGAUGGAUUACGUCCGUCGCAGUACAUGGAUACUUUGCUGAAACUCACGCCAAGUUUUACACCAACAUUGACCAUCGGAGCUGCUGGAAUCCAUCUUAAUAUUGAGCCUACUAUAACAGAAAUGGGACUUUGCUAUGCUGUCAAUUCCAAAGUGGCUAUUUAUAAUUCACCUGCAUUCCGCAGUUCAAACCGUUGGGAUAAAAUCAAAAAAUACAACGAUACCUUUUUCGUUCAUCCUCUUGAUGGUGAAGUAUUUGCGCAAGUCAUAAAUUUAUCUACUUCCUACGAUGUCUACAUACAUGGUCCUGCAGAAGUGCCGGACAUAGUGUCGAAGCAUCAACACUCCGCUGAAGAUUUCUACAUGAAACUGUACGUCACCGCCACCACCGUGUACACUUCAGCUACAGCAGCCAAACUGAGCGUGGGUCAGAGGCGCUGUCGCUUCCUGGACGAGAACAUCCUGGCCCACAGCGCCGUGUACACCUACACCAUGUGUCGCAUGGACUGCCGCGCGCGCCUAGCUCUCCGCUACUGCGGCUGCGUGCCGCACUUCUACAGGAAUAUUGGAACAGAAAGAAUAUGUGACGUGAAGCGUUUGCGGUGCCUCGACAAAUACAAAGAGGAACUAAUGAACUUACGAGUGGAGAAAGCAAAUUCCAGCGUCAUCAUUGAUUGUGAAUGUUUACCGAACUGUGAUGACGUCACCUACGUCAUACAGUCUUAUGUGCUACAAGAGUGGUUCCUGGGCACCAACCUGCAGUGGGGCAUCGUCACGUACCCGCGCAUGAGAUACAGCAGAGACAUCAUCUUCGGAUUCACCGAUGUGCUUGUGGCGGUGGGCAGCAUGGCGGGGCUGUUCCUGGGCUGCAGCGCGCUCAGCUUCAUGGAGAUCAUCUACUUCAUGACAUUAAGGCUGUUCUGGUAUAUACUUGGGAAAUAAGGGCAUUGAGCGGUUUUAACAAAAAAAUUAACAUUAGUCAUUAAUAA
Plutella xylostella (diamondback moth) is the source of this 1512-nucleotide messenger RNA. RefSeq names its product sodium channel protein Nach. The record is from RefSeq and is a predicted model, not a curated record. Gene Ontology annotation, cellular component: plasma membrane. NCBI's taxonomy places the organism in Eukaryota, Metazoa, Arthropoda, Insecta, Lepidoptera, Plutellidae. Gene Ontology annotation, molecular function: ligand-gated sodium channel activity. Gene Ontology annotation, biological process: sodium ion transmembrane transport.